Molecule: messenger RNA, 1803 nt
Organism: Diaporthe batatas
Lineage: Eukaryota; Fungi; Ascomycota; Sordariomycetes; Diaporthales; Diaporthaceae
Exons: 4
Coding region: 1-1626 (541 amino acids)
Source: RefSeq, a predicted model, not a curated record
AUGGAUUCGGAUGUUCGAGGCCCGGAAGGGGUCGAGCUGCCGACCGAGAACAGGUCGGGGGUUGUGAGGGCCGUCGUCUCUACAUUGAUACCACUCGCAGCACUGGUAGUCGGCCUGCGCUUCUACGCCCGACAUCACCUUGACCGCUGGGUCGGCAUAGACGAUUGGGCUGUGUUGGCGGCAUUUGUUUUCACCGUGGGUUUGGGCAUCACUAUCUGUCUCAUGGCCGAGGUGGGACUUGGACAACACUUGUGGGACCUCAGCGAAUCGCAGAUCGAGCAGUACUUCAAGCGAUUUUACUUCACAGUCAUCCUAUACUACUGCGCCCUGGGCUCCAUCAAGAAUGCGCUGCUGCUGCAAUACAGACGCAUAUUCGGGUCCAAGCUUCGCCGGCCGAUCAACAUUGCCUUGCUUGUUAUUGGCUCAUGGAGCAUCGGCCUCGUGCUGGUGUCCAUAUUCACUUGCCACCCAAUCUCGGGAUACUGGAUAAAGGACGUCAAGGCCACCUGCAUUCCUACGUACCAGUGGUAUAUCCACUCCGCUGGCAACAUCCUGAGUGACCUUGUGAUAUUCACCUUGCCCAUACCGGUCCUGUGGAACAUGAAGGUCUCGAUGAGGCAGCGGCUCCUCUUGAUCCUCGUUUUCUCAUUAGGUCUUCUCAACUGCUCCAUAUCAGGUAUUAGGAUCAAGUACCUACCCAUAGUAAACCGCAACCCAGACGUCACCUACGACAACCUCGACGCCGCCGCCUGGACAAUGGGCGAGGUGUGCCUCGCCAUAAUCUGUGCCUGCCUCCCAACCCUACGUCCCAUAUACGCCCGAGCCGCAAGGCAGAGGUUUACAGACAGCCUGGGGCCCGGCCUGAGGCGACGCAAGGCGGCGUACUACGGGGGCCCCGGCCGUGACCUCCUCACGCCAACCGAGGGCGUGUCGUCCUCCACGGGCAUCAUGUCCCGCCGUGAUCACCAAAACAUCGACAUCGAGAAGCUCGCCAGCCCGCGGGCGACCCCGAAGCUGAGCUCGAUCGACACGAGCUCCGACUGCACGCGGACGGGGAUCUACCAGUCGCAGUCGCAGUCGUCGCGCGCCCCGUCCCAGUGCGAUCACCACUGCUACGAGCUCGUGGAGAGCCCUCCGCUGGUGCAGCAGCACCCAGAGCGGAAGCUGCCCAGGCCGAGGGUGGCCAGGGUGCCUGGCGCCCUCACCAGCCCGUGCCAGCCGCCCGAGCACCGGCGGCCGUCCGUCCAGAGCAUCCUGGACGAGAUCGUCGUCACGCAGCCGCCGAGCGCCAUCAUCCACGAGGCGCUCGGCAGCAACUUCCCGAUCCGGGUCGCGGGGCACGUCGAGCCCCUGGGCGCGUCGCGGGGCCGCUUCAGCUCCAUCGACACGGUCGCCAGCGAGGGGCUCAGCCCCCCGAGGCCCAGGAUACGGCGCAUGGCGUCGGAGGGCUCGGCCGCCCCGCACGUGUCGCACCUCACAUCACCAACCUGGCGGGACCCCGGGUCGGCAGCGCGGAUGCCGGCUGACUUCUUCAACAGGGUCGACUUCCAGGUCGUAGGCUGGGGCAGCGGGUCGGCGAGCCGUUCCCCCAGGGAGGUCGGCCACGCCCCGCGGGAUCUUGUGUAGGCGGCGGGCGCGGCUUUCAGAACUAAGUACCUACCUGGACACAUACAGGAUGCAUGUGCACAUACGGGACACGUGUGGAGAGGAGAAGGACAGAUAUUCAUCCUUCGAUAUUUUCUUUUGAUGAUACCCAUAAGGCUUUUGGGGUAAGGACCACUAUAGACGGCGGGCAAGAGGGAC